AUGGCUCCCGCGAUCCUGCGCAGUGCCGUAGAGCUCCCAGACGGCUCCUCGGCGUGGGAGGGCGGCGACGCCGCUCCGCCCAAGGCGGAGAAAGAGGAGAAAGCCGCGGCCAGCCACCCGCAGUCUGGCAUCCCGGUCCGUGCGCCCGCCUUGGAGUGCCUGGCUGCCAAAAUGUCCGGCGGCAGGACCAACCUGCCGAUCCCCUGCCAGACUUUUCCGGCCUGUCACCGUAACGGAGAUUUCACCGGCAGCUACCUCCUGGGCCGUUCGGCCUCCACCUCGGGCGUCCGACAGGCCGUGACCAACACGCAGAGGCUGUGUAGCCACUCCAGGGACGCAGGCAGCUCGGUAGCCAAGGGCUCCGACGUCGAGGAGGACGAGCCGGUUUACAUCGCGGUGGUGGAGGACGUAUUUUCCGGGGCUCCGUCGCACGGCGUCGCCGAUGACUCGGACGACUCGGACGAGAGCGAAGCCAUUUGGGAAGAGAUGAAGUUUGACAAGCCAUC
This is a messenger RNA of Pseudonaja textilis, 506 nucleotides long. NCBI's taxonomy places the organism in Eukaryota, Metazoa, Chordata, Lepidosauria, Squamata, Elapidae. The record is from RefSeq and is a predicted model, not a curated record.